CAGCUUGGCCGGCUACUGCGCGGGAACAACUCGCUUGUCUUUGGGCGCCAUCUGGCGACGACUGGCAAGGGAGGAACUCUCAAGGAGAAUGCGUGCGGAUGGUCGCUGUACCAUCACAGCGAGGAGACAAUCCGGGAGAUCUGGGAGACGGAUCCUCACGGGAAAUGGGAUGUGUCUUCGGAGCUGAUCCCAUAUGGAUCGGAAUCCUGGGAUAACGGGGUUAAAUGGAACGGAGGUGAUCAGAUUAAGCAGCAGCGGUUUGUUGCGCGGAGGGUAUAGAGUAUUCUCUUGAAGCUGCGAUGCGGAUGUAAUACCAGAUAUGGAAAUAGAUAUCCCGGUCUGACGCUGGUGGUGAUAUAUAAACGCAGUCUGUACGCAGUUAUACACUUGCUGGUUAUUACACAGAAUAUUGCUGGUAGAGCAUGGCCGAAUUCGCGAAAUACUCUGAAACAAGCCCUCAAUGGACCCAGUUUGUUGCGUCCAAUCCCCAACUCACCAAUCUCGACCGCGUCGGUAUAGUCGAGCGGAAGCGCAUCUUCAUUGAUAUCGAAGCAAAUAACCCACCACGACAAAUUCCAGAUGAUAUCGAUAUCACCGAUCAGUCAGUCAAGGUAACGAACUUCACGAUCGCCGCUCGGGAUGGCUAUGAAAUUCCCGUGCGGAGCUAUGUCGCCACAGCGGACCGGCCAGCAACCCGUGGGCGCCCUCUCCUCAUCUACCUCCAUGCAGGGGGAUUCCUGUUUGGAGACCUGGACAGUGGCGACCUGAACUGCCGCGUCCUCGCGGUCAAGUUGAACAUCGCUGUCCUGAACGUGGGGUACCGGCUUGCUCCCAAGUGGCCGUUUCCGCAUGGCGUGAAUGACAGCUAUGAUGCCACAGAAUGGGCCGCUGCAAAUGCAGAGACCCAUCUUGAUGCGUCUCCUGCAACGGCCGGCUUCCUCGUCGGGGGCAUUUCGUCAGGAGCCAACUUUGCCGGCGUCAUCGCAUACACUGCGCGCGAUGCAGGUCUCUCACCACCCAUUACAGGCCUUUUUAUCUCCAUUCCUGUCUGUCUCAUGCCACAGGCGUACCCUCUCACGCCGCCAGAGUGGACAGAGAAGUAUCUCCUCAGCUUAGAGCAGAAUGCCGAGAACCCAUUACUAACCCGUAAAUCGCUGACCGAUAUCCAAGAGAUAUACGGCUGCGACCCCGGGGAUCCCCGUAUUUCGUUCCUCUUGAACAAGGAUCACUCGGGGCUGCCGGGCCGUGCUUAUUUCCAGAUCUGCGGACGGGACCCUCUGCGUGACGAAGCGUUUCUGUGGCAAAGACUGUUGGAGAAGGAUUCCGGGACACGGAGCAAGAUCCACCUCUAUUCAGGGCAACCGCAUGGGUUCUGGAGAUUUCUGCAUAUGGAUGUGAGCCAGCGCUGGUUGGCGGAUGUCGUGGAGGGGAUUGGCUUUUUGUGUGCAGCCAAGGAGCCCAGUCAGCAGACGGAGCUGAUUGUCAAGCUCUAGCCAGGUCUAGCCUCGAAUGAACUUGCCUUGUCACGGAUAUAGUCAUAUUAAACAUUCUGGCGUGCCCCAUAACGCAACCAUGGGGUACCACCCCAUUCCUGGUGACGCGGUGUCUGUCGGCACGGCCCGGUGGCAUCAGCAAUUGAAGGCAUAUCAACGGGGCAGAUGGCGUUCUUGAAGGAUCAGGAUCUGCCUCGCAAAGAAUUUAUGCGCGGCAGGCGGGCGAACCGAGCCUGC
Molecule: messenger RNA, 1730 nt
Organism: Aspergillus versicolor CBS 583.65
Lineage: Eukaryota; Fungi; Ascomycota; Eurotiomycetes; Eurotiales; Aspergillaceae
Product: alpha/beta hydrolase
Exons: 3
Coding region: 423-1493 (356 amino acids)
Molecular function (GO): hydrolase activity
Source: RefSeq, a predicted model, not a curated record